GAGUUGAUCUUCUUGGUUGAUUUAAGAGUCUGAAGCCAAUUUCACUUGUAAGAAAGGGGAUGAUUUCUACCACCAGGCCUCUCCGUCAGCACGCCGUCUCUUCAAUCGAUCAAGUUCUAUCAAUCAUAACUCAGAACGGUCCAUUCGACGCAAAUUUAGCAGCUUCGAUUGUCAACAAUACUCCUAGCAAUGUCGUUGAUACAGUUUCCGAGGUUCUUCAAUCCAUACCUAAAUUCUUUUUCCAAUCCACUCCAUCGAUAUCGAUUGAUCAACAGAAAACGUUCCGCCGUCACAGAAAACCUAAACAAAAAUCCAAUAAAAUUCCCUGUCAAGUUUCUCAUAGAGAUCCCAACAAGGUAGAGCUUGGAUUGAAGAAAGCAUUUGACUUCUUCUAUUGGGUGGAGACACAAUUAGGGUUUAUACACAACGAGAAGACUUGCAGAGAGAUGGCAUGCUUGCUCGCUAGAGGAAACAAAUUAAACUCUCUUUGGAACUUUCUGGAAGAAAUGUCGAGAAGAGAAAGUAAAGAGCUAGUUACAACUGCAACCAUCACCUGUUUGAUAAAAGUCCUAGCUGAAGAAGAAGGGUUAGUUGAUGAAGCAUUAUCUGCAUUCGCAAGAAUGAAGCAGUUCAACUGCACACCAGAUGUUUGUGUUUAUAACACCAUCAUUUAUGUUCUUUGUAAGCAUGCUAUGAAAACUGAUUGCAGGAAGGCCAUUAGAAGGAGGUUAUCAGAUGUGAAUUACUUGUUCCGCAUGAUGAUUCACAAGGGUUUCAUUCCAAACGUGGUAACCUACAAUUCUGUAAUUGAUUGUUGUUGUAAAACACUUCGAAUCGAGUGGGCAGUCGAAUUGUUUGAUGAUAUGAAGAAAAGAGGAUGUCAUCCAAACUGGUUUACUUACAAUUCUUUGAUUAGAUAUUAUACCAGGUUUAAUGAGAUUGAUAAAGCCAUUGAAAUGUUGAGAGAGAUGCAAAAAGAUGGUGGUUUUGAAUCAGCAGGUACUAUGAUCUAUACUCCAAUAAUCCAUGGUUUGUGUAAAGUAGGAAGGUUGUUUGAUGCUAGAAAUUUUCUUAUCGAAUUAGUGGAUGGUGGAUGUGUCCCUAAAGAAGAUACAUUUAUGUUAGUUAGUGACUUGUUAUACAAAGUAGGUGAACCAGAUUUAUUGGAUGAUGAAAUACGCCAGAGGAUUAAAGAUGGUAUAAAGAACAAAUCGAUCAAAAGAAGUUGAUUAUGGAUUGGAUCAUCCAAGUAGAGAAUCAUCAUAGUGGCUUCAUAUCAAAUGAGCUCAAUUUUGGUGUUUCCAAUAUGUUAUAAUAAUAACUGUGUUACUAUUGCUAUUUUUAUGUUCAUUUUCAUAUAAUGUGUUUGAAGGUUUGGGUGGU
This is a messenger RNA of Impatiens glandulifera, 1383 nucleotides long. RefSeq names its product pentatricopeptide repeat-containing protein At1g77405-like. Gene Ontology annotation, molecular function: protein binding. The transcript has a single exon. NCBI's taxonomy places the organism in Eukaryota, Viridiplantae, Streptophyta, Magnoliopsida, Ericales, Balsaminaceae. The record is from RefSeq and is a predicted model, not a curated record. The coding region runs from base 60 to 1229 and encodes 389 amino acids.